Molecule: messenger RNA, 3135 nt
Organism: Paralichthys olivaceus (Japanese flounder)
Lineage: Eukaryota; Metazoa; Chordata; Actinopteri; Pleuronectiformes; Paralichthyidae
Source: RefSeq, a predicted model, not a curated record
UCCGCCCCUGCUGGACUUCCGCAUUGUCAUCCUUCCUCGUCAUCCUUCCACCGGUGCUGCAGGUUCAGGACGUGAGUGGUGAAGCCAGCUCUCGGUGCCAUGAAUGUGAGGAAAGUGGAAAAGACAGUUCUGAGUGUGGAGCAGGCAGAGGGAGUCGGUGCUCGUGUCCGCAGGAGCAUCGGCAGAAUGGAGCUGAGGAACCUGGAUCCCUUCCUGAUGCUGGACGAGUUCAGAGUGAGCAAGCCGGCAGGUUUUCCAGAUCAUCCUCACCGAGGAUUUGAAACAGUAACAUAUGUUUUAGAGGGGAUCACGGCCCAUGAAGACUUCUGUGGCCAUUCUGGAAAGCUGAAACCUGGAGAUCUGCAAUGGAUGACUGCAGGACGGGGGGUGGUCCAUGCUGAAAUGCCUGUAUCGGAGGAGCCGGUGGUGGGCUUACAGCUGUGGGUGAACCUGCCGAGGCGAGACAAGAUGGUGGAACCAGCGUACCAGGAGCUCAAAGGCUCCGAGAUUCCCAAACGCAGCCAGGGAGGCGUCACAGUCGCUGUUAUAUCUGGAAAGGCUUUAGGAGCAAAGCUACAUCUUUUGGCCAAACCAGGAAGAAGAGCUGACGCAGGAGAGCAGUCAAAGGUUUUCACAAGGACACCAACCCUGUAUCUGGACUUCAAGCUGCAGGCAGGGGCCCUGCAUGUGCAGCCAGUCCCUUCAGGAUGGACUACAUUCAUCUACACAUUAUCAGGAUCCAUUAACGUUGGCCCAGACCAGGAGCGGCAGGAGGUGGCGUCCCAUCACACGGUGGUGUUCGGAGACGGAGACUUAGUCAAGGUUGAAAACAAGUGCUCUGAACUUUCUCAUUUUGUGCUGAUCGCCGGAGAACCAAUCAAAGAGCCUGUGGUACAACGCGGUCCAUUUGUCAUGACGACAGAGGAGGAGAUCAGUCAGGCGAUCAGAGACUACCAGAGCGGCAGAAAUGGUUUUGAAAGAGCCGUAAAUUGGAGAUCCAGGAUCAGAGACUCUUUCUAAAGCAGUGGUGGAGAACCUUGAGCCUCUGGGCCAUUCCAGUCUGAGACAAUACAACUCAGAAAUAUAUUUGAUUUGAACAAAUAAUAUAAAAAUAAGUGUUUCAGAAACAAAUGACCAACUAUACCUUUAAAGGUUCUGUGUGUAGAAUUUAGUGACAUCUAGUGGGUAAGUUGCAUUUUGCAGCUGAAUUCAUCUCACCCUCCCCUUCCAAACAUGUAAGAGAACCUGUGGUAGACUUCAAUUUUCAUACAAACUCAAAAUGUGUUUAGUUUUUUAUCCAGUGUGGGCUACUGUAAAAAACAUAGCGACCUCCGCAGAGAGGACCUGCUCCUGAUGUAAAUAUAAAGUAUUUAAAUGGAAAUGGACCAUUCUCGGGUAAAGAAAACGUACAAUUUAGAUGAAACACACUCGUGAAAACAUCACUUGGAUUUUUUUAUGUUACAUUUUCGCUAAUAGAUCCCUUUCACCUAAAUCUUACACACUGGACCUUUAAACCUCUGCCCACAGAAUUGGGGGCCGCCCCUACAGCUAUCAAACAUGUUUAAAAUCGGGAUGAUUACAUCAGUACUUUUCAAGAAGAACCAAUCAGAGGCGAGUGCGGUGUUGAGUUGGAGCAAAGGCUUGUCAAUAUGUGUCAAGAGCAAGAUUCCCUGAACAGCGUGUUACACAACACUAAUCCCAACCAGCUAGUUAUUAGCAUUACAAGCUAACAUACUACUGUUGACAUUAAACUGACCAAAAAUAUAAAUGGAGCGCAUUGUCCGCGACUGCACUACGUUUUUCUCAUCCAGACACGUUUCUUCUGCCUUUGGUCUAUAUAAUGCACACUUCACAUCUUGUAGUGUGUGCAUGUUUGAGAUUAGAGAGAAAAUCUGCGAAGCUUCUCCUCGAGUGCUCGAUGCAACUUGAUUUCAAAAUCAGUCUCAGGAUGUGUUCUGAGCUCAGCUUUAAGUUCUCACUCUACAGAGAGAUUGGUGCCCAACAAGGUAAACAAGCAGGUUUACUGUUGAGUGAGAUAACGGCCAAGAACCCUUGUUAAGAAGGAGAAAUUGUGAAGCCUUGUCUGGUUGUGACUGCGCGGCUGCUUGCACCAGACAAAGUAAAAUGUUCCAACUCUGCAAGAACAAAAGCCAGAAGAUCUGAAUGUGCUGUUGAGUGCAAAAAACUCCUCCAGGCAUUUGGCGAGAGGAUUCAGGAACUGAGCGUAUUUUCUGAAUUGUUUAAUGUGGAACCUGCUGAUGUGCCUACAACAUGAAAUCAUCGAGGGGCAAAGUACAAUAACGUCCCUCUGCUUGAAUUCUAUAAACUGUACGUACAUCAUAAAAAUACAGUAAAUUACAUUUAUUAAAAUAUGAACCAUAGAAUAAAAGCAGUGUGUAAAUUGACAUAGCAGGAAACUAACAUUUUUUUCUAGGAUUAUUAAAUUGUUCAAGGGUCUUGCAUGAUGGAUUACAUUGAAUUCAAUGUAGAAAAUACAAAAAUUACACUACUGUUGAAUGUAUUUAUGUCUGUGUUUUAAAAUAAUCUCUGUUUAAUAACUAAUUUUAUACAGUAAAUUGACACUAAGUGGCAACUUUUGCUGCCAGACUUCACCAUUUUUUCACAGUAGAUUGUACAGUGUACUGUCUGUGUUUGGUAAUUUAGUGUGGCCCUCGAAGUACCACUGAAAUUGUACUUGACAGGAAAAGAUUCCCCACUUCUCUUCUAAAACCUCCUGUUGCCUCUGAUAAAACUGUCUUUCUUGUAAUGUAUUAAUGGAGAUGUUCGAUGUUGGAACACUGAACGAUGGAAACCUAUUUCUUUUAGAAUAUGUGUUUUCAGGACAUUUAGAAUUUUGCAGCGUCUAUUUUAACUUGUUACAGCUGAGUGCUUCAUGUGGGAGUGAAUGACAUGUCCUAUUGUUGGCACAGUAGUUGUUUACCCCCUCUACCUUGUAAAAUAUAGAUUUUAGGGAAAAUGUGCCCCUACCUGCUCUCUCUCCACUUCCCUUGUUAAAUUUAAUUUUUAUUACAGUUUCCUUCUCCUGUUUGAAAUAACACUGUUGCAUCGCUGUUAUGAAAUUUGGAAUAGUUGCUUGUACACAAUGUAAUGAAGAUAAUUAAAAUACACAUACUG